CUGACUGAAGUUGGAAAUCUCGUACUGUACUGUAGUGUAGAGUGGGGCUUGCUGUGGGCUCAGGUGUGGGUUACGAUGUUACCCCUAUCCAUUAAAGAUGACGAAUAUAAGCCCACUAAAUUUAACCUCGUCGCCAAGAUUUCAGGAUGGUUCAGGUCGAUACUCGCUGACAAGACGUCUCGGAACCUGUUCUUCUUCUUGUGUCUGAAUCUGUCCUUCGCCUUUGUGGAGCUGCUCUAUGGCAUCUGGAGCAACAGUCUAGGUCUGAUUUCAGACUCCUUCCACAUGUUCUUCGACUGCACAGCUCUGCUAGCAGGUUUAGCAGCGUCAGUCAUAUCGAGGUGGAGAGCCAAUGACUCCUUCUCUUAUGGGUACGUGAGAGCGGAGGUGCUGGCUGGCUUUGUCAACGGCCUCUUCCUCAUCUUCACAGCCUUCUUCAUCUUCUCAGAAGGAGUAGAGCGAGCGCUAGAGCCCCCAGAUGUGCAUCAUGACAGGUUACUGCCCGUCUCCAUCGCUGGGCUCCUCGUGAACCUCGUCGGAAUCUUCGUCUUCCAGCACGGGGGACACGGACACUCUCACGGAGGAGAGGGUCACGGCCACAGCCAUUCGCUGUUCAACGGCACCGCAGGUCACGGGCACAGCCACGGAGGGGGUCACGGGCACAGCCAUGGGGGUCACGGGGCCGGGCACGGGCACAGCCAUGGAGGAGGCCACGACCAUGGACAUGGACAUGGGCACGGGGAUCAUGAUCACGGGCACGGGCACGGGCAUGGAGGCCAUGGGCACUCUCACGAGGAACCCUGCCACGAUGACCAGGUGGAGAAAGUGUCCACUAAACAGAUUAUUGAUGGAGUGUUCCUCCACAUCGUGGCUGAUACGCUGGGCAGUAUCGGGGUAAUCAUCUCGGCCAUCCUGAUGCAGAAAUACGACCUGAUGAUCGCAGAUCCCAUUUGCUCCAUGCUGAUCGCAAUACUCAUAGGAGUCAGUGUUGUCCCGCUGCUUAAACAGUCUAUUGGGAUUCUGAUGCAGAGAACUCCGCCCUCUCUAGACCAUGCCCUCCCAGAAUGCUACCAGCGGGUACAGCAGCUGCAGGGUGUGUAUAAUCUCCAGGAGCCUCACUUCUGGACACUGUGUACGGACGUUUACAUUGGAACCCUCAAACUGCUCAUCGCCCCCGACGCCGACGCUAAAUGGAUACUCAGCCAGACACACAACAUCUUCACUCAGGCCGGCGUGAGACAGCUGUACGUACAGAUCGACGUGGCGGCCAUGUAGAGGUCAAAGGGCACGGAGGAGUACGGAGAUCUCUGAUUGGACCAAAGCCUGGAGGGGGGUGGCACCCUCUCUUGUGACCUUGCCUCUGGGACCCCCAAACACACACACACACACACACACACACACACACACACACACACACACACACACACACACACACACACACACACACACACACACACACACACACACACACAAGCAAGAGACUCACGUUAAGGAGACUAUGGAACUCUUUUCUUCAUUCCUCCGGUGCCCCCACAAAAUCUCUCUCUCUUUCUAUUUCUCUCUCUCCUUUUUAAUGGGGGAAGUUUCUGGAUGUUUUUUAUCUUCAUUUUUUUGGGGUUUUCUGGUGGAGUAAUAAUUUCACCUUCACAUAAUCAGUCUUCAUUAGUGUGUGUGUGUGUGUGUGUGUGUGUGUGUGUGUGUGUGUGUGUGUGUGUGUGUGAAAGAGAGUGAGAGAGAGAGAGUUUAUCAGUGUCUGUGUGGUGUGUAAGAGGGUUAAGUAUGUGUGUAUGUGCGUGUGUGCGAGGGAUAAGUGUGAAUGUGAUUGGGUAAGUGUGUGUGUUUCAGUAAGCGGUCCGGUGUAUAAGGGAGAGUGAUUCUCAUCAUGAAGUGUUUCUUCUGCUCUUGUCCAGCACCUUUGUGUGCGCGUGCAUGCCUGUGUGUGUUCAUGUGGAGGCUGAAGGUGGUUCUACUUCUCUGGGUCUCUGAAGUGCCUUUCUAGUUCAGUCACAUGACGGACAAUCUAAAGUAAACCAUCACAUCUCUAAACACACACACACACACACUCACUCACACACACAGACACACACCUGUGUGUGUACCUUUUGGUUGCGUCCAUUUCAGCCCCGUGUGCAUGUGAAUAUGUGUGUACUGUACGGUUUGUGUGUAUGCAUGCAAGCAUUCCGUGUGUGUGUGUGUGUGUAAAUGUAUUUGUACCCCAGUAAAUAUGCGACCUCAGCAUCAUUCUUUUUUUUUGUUCCAUUAUGUUAAACUUCAUCAGUUUCAUCCAUCAUUGACAAGUGAGUGUGUGUGAGAGUUAUUAUGAUGAGCGAGUGUGUGUGUGCGCGUGUGUGUUUGUUUGUGAGACGUUUUGUGUGUGAGACCUGUGAAGAAAGAUGAAGUAAAGUCAUAAUUUGUUUACCAAUGAA
Molecule: messenger RNA, 2426 nt
Organism: Engraulis encrasicolus (European anchovy)
Lineage: Eukaryota; Metazoa; Chordata; Actinopteri; Clupeiformes; Engraulidae
Gene: slc30a7
Product: solute carrier family 30 member 7
Exons: 11
Coding region: 76-1275 (399 amino acids)
Biological process (GO): zinc ion import into Golgi lumen; intracellular zinc ion homeostasis
Cellular component (GO): Golgi apparatus; membrane; cytoplasmic vesicle
Molecular function (GO): zinc ion transmembrane transporter activity
Source: RefSeq, a predicted model, not a curated record